Vigna radiata var. radiata (mung bean) is the source of this 712-nucleotide messenger RNA. RefSeq names its product E3 ubiquitin-protein ligase RHA1B. The record is from RefSeq and is a predicted model, not a curated record. Bases 109 to 612 code for a protein of 167 amino acids. The transcript has a single exon. Gene Ontology annotation, biological process: protein ubiquitination. Gene Ontology annotation, molecular function: ubiquitin protein ligase activity. Lineage: Eukaryota; Viridiplantae; Streptophyta; Magnoliopsida; Fabales; Fabaceae.
UAAAGUAGCUGCCUCUACUAUAUAUUCCACACACUCUUCCCGAUAUCGAAGCUUCUGUUCCUCACUUCUCUCUCUCUCUCCUCUCCGACAUCAACAUAUUUUUCUCCGAUGGGUUUUCCGGUCGGUUACGCCGAGGUCUUCUUCCCCAACCCCUUCCUCCACACACUGGCCUUCCUCGGCCUCCUACGAAACCUCGUCUUCUUUCUCUUCCACCUCCUCGGACUCUCCGACUUCCUCGAAACCGAGGUCGCAUGGCCGGACCCCCGCAUCCCCGCCACCACCGCCGCCGUCUCCAGACCUCCCUCCGUGUCGGCGCUACUCAUCAGGGACAUCCUCCCCGUCGCCAAGUUCGGAGAGUCUGAGGAAAACUCCUGCGCCUGCGCCGUCUGUCUGUUCGAGUUCUCCGAGGAGGAGGAGAUUCGGCGCAUGCGGAACUGCAAACACAUUUUCCACCGCGCCUGCGUGGACCGUUGGAUCGAUCACGAUCAAAAAACAUGCCCUCUCUGUAGGACCCCCUUUGUGCCUGAUGACAUGCUUGAUGAUUAUAAUCAACGUCUCUGGGCUGCUUCUGGAAUCAACGAGUUCUACUCCGAUUACACUUCUUCUUUCUGAUUUCCAAUUUCUUCAACUUUUCUCUCUCUAUUUCUAUAUAAUCAAUCAUGAAAGUGAAUUGUACAUAACAAAGUAAAAAAUAAAAGAAAAUUUUGAACAA